AUGGUGCAAGAAAUAAACUUAGGCGUGACAUGUGAUAUGCAUGUUCAUGUAAGAGAAGGCGACAUGUGUGAAUUGGUCACACCCAAAAUUAGAGAUGGUGGGGUUUCAGUAGCUUACAUCAUGCCAAAUUUACAGCCUCCAAUUACAACAUUGGAUAGAGUAAUUGAAUACAAGAAAACUCUGCAAAAGUUGGCUCCAAAGACCACCUUUUUGAUGAGUUUUUACCUUUCUAAAGACUUGAAUCCAGAUUUGAUUCAUGAAGCUGCUCAGAAACGUGCAAUUCGUGGGGUAAAGUGUUAUCCAGCGGGAGUAACAACAAAUUCAGCUGCCGGGGUUGAUCCAAAUGAUUUCAGCGCAUUCUACCCAAUUUUUAAGGCCAUGGAGGAGGAGCACCUCGUACUAAACUUACAUGGGGAAAAACCUUCUGUUCACGAAGGAGACGAAGAAGCUAUUCAUGUAUUAAACGCAGAAGAGGCCUUUUUGCCUGCUUUGAGAAAGUUGCACAAUGACUUUCCAAACUUGAAGAUAAUUUUAGAGCACUGCACCAGCGAGGCUGCCAUAAAAACCAUUGAGGAUAUAAACAAGAAUGUCAAGAAUGCUUCCGACGUAAAGGUUGCUGCUACAUUGACGGCACAUCACUUAUUCUUAACAAUUGACGAUUGGGCUGGCAAUCCAGUGAAUUUUUGCAAGCCUGUUGCAAAACUUCCAAAUGAUAAGAAAGCUUUAAUCAAAGCUGCAGUAUCAGGUAAGCCAUAUUUUUUCUUUGGUUCUGACUCAGCGCCUCAUCCUGUACAAAAUAAGGCCAAAUACAUGGGUGUUUGCGCAGGGAUUUACUCACAAUCCUUUGCGAUUCCUUAUGUCGCACAACUUUUCGAAGAGCAAAAUGCUUUGAAUAAUUUAAAAGGCUUUGUUUCUGACUUUGGAAUUUCCUUCUAUGAAGUAAAAGAUAGCGAAUUGACUUCUACUGAAAAGGUCUUGUUAUUCAAAUGUGAACAGGUGGUUCCUCAGUUUAUAAGUGACGGCAAAGAAACGAGUGUUGUUCCAUUCAAGGCUGGUGAUAAACUAAGCUGGUCGGUGAGAUGGGAAUCUCGCUGA
This is a messenger RNA of Saccharomyces kudriavzevii IFO 1802, 1095 nucleotides long. RefSeq names its product dihydroorotase (gene URA4). Bases 1 to 1095 code for a protein of 364 amino acids. Lineage: Eukaryota; Fungi; Ascomycota; Saccharomycetes; Saccharomycetales; Saccharomycetaceae. Gene Ontology annotation, molecular function: dihydroorotase activity. The transcript has a single exon. Gene Ontology annotation, cellular component: cytoplasm. The record is from RefSeq and is a predicted model, not a curated record. Gene Ontology annotation, biological process: 'de novo' pyrimidine nucleobase biosynthetic process; pyrimidine nucleotide biosynthetic process.